AUGUCCGACAUUGAAAAAGCGAAUGAUAUUAAGGCCGAUAGACUUUUUAGAUUACGAAAUCUACAUCUAAAAAUGAAUGGAGCCAGAAAGCUGAAUAACCAAGAGAGGAUCGCAAGUCGAAACUACUGCCUGCAAACUGGGAGGCCAAACAAUCAAGGGUCGAAUACAAAGAAGAGCAGGAGAAACUCAAGAAGGAACUGGAGGCAUCGUGGUGAGGAUUACAACAUUGUGAAGAUGAGGAAUUGGACGGCUGAAGAGGUUGAACACUGGGAGAGGAAGAAGAAGAAAAAUCCUGAUACAGGAUUUGCUGAUUUUGAGCAAGCUUCGUAUCGACAGUAUCAAAGGUUGACGAAGCAGAUGAAGCCUAAUUUGAAAGAAUAUACUGGGGAGAAAGAAAAACUUGGCGAGGAGGUCUUUUACGCAGGCACGAACACCUUGGGGACAACGGAUCACAAGGACACUCCCGAAGCCAUAAGUCGGAUGGUUGAGGAUCUUGACAAACAGAUUGCAAAGCGCGCCAAAUACAGCAGCCGACGCGUACACGAUGAGGACAUAACGUAA
Helobdella robusta is the source of this 561-nucleotide messenger RNA. RefSeq lists its product as hypothetical. Lineage: Eukaryota; Metazoa; Annelida; Clitellata; Rhynchobdellida; Glossiphoniidae. The record is from RefSeq and is a predicted model, not a curated record. The transcript has a single exon. Gene Ontology annotation, cellular component: Prp19 complex; post-mRNA release spliceosomal complex; catalytic step 2 spliceosome. Bases 1 to 561 code for a protein of 186 amino acids.